GGGGCGUGGCCAACCCCGCUCGGGAAGCUCGCCCAGAGCCGGCGAGAGGACGCUGGAGGGCGCGCCAGACGCCGCGGCGUGGCCUGGUGGAGGCGAGCCGGCCAUGGAGGACGAGCAGAGCUUCUCAGACAUCUGCGGGGGCCGCCUGGCCCUGCAGCGGCGCUACUACUCCCCGUCCUGCCGGGAGUUCUGUCUCAGCUGCCCUCGGAUCUCGUUCCGCUCGCUCACCGCAGUCACCUGCACCGUGUGGCUGGCGGCCUACGGACUCUUCACGCUUUGCGAGAACAGCAUGAUCCUCUCUGCUGCCAUCUUCAUCACCCUCUUAGGCCUGCUCGGGUACCUCCAUUUUGUGAAGAUUGAUCAGGAGACUCUGUUAAUCAUUGAUUCCCUUGGCAUCCAGAUGACCUCAUCCUAUGCCUCAGGCAAAGAAAGCACCACCUUCAUUGAGAUGGGCAAGGUGAAGGAUGUGGUCAUUAAUGAGGCUAUUUACAUGCAGAAAGUGAUUUACUACCUCUGCAUCUUAUUGAAGGAUCCAGUGGACCCACAGGGGAUAUCCCAAGUAGUACCUCUCUUCCAGUUCACAGGCUGGGCUGUGGGCCUACAAAGGGACUCCUCCCAGCGAGGUGCUGUGAGGCCUGAACUUCUGCCUCUGAGGCCACACCCGUGCCGUUUGGACCCCCUUGUCGUGGGUGAGAGACUGCAGAUGCAGCAGCCCUGAGCACUCUGACGUUCAUCCUGACUCUGCACUUCUCCCCCUUGGAAUUCAGAGUGCCAAGCCCCGGCUGGACUGCUUGAUUGAAGUAUACAGGAGCUGCCAGGAGAUCUUGGCACACCAGAAAUCCACGUCAACCAGCCCGUGAGUCCCAGCAUUCGUGAUCAGUAUUAUCUCCCAGGGGAGGUGACUCCUCAGCCACAGCGACUGGUUUAUUUUCCGGAUUCUAAACCAUCAAGUGGAUGCAGGCCCAGUAACCAGUCUGGAUGCGGCGGAUCCCAGAGCCAUAGAGCAGCUGACUGGAAAUCUAACUUAUUUUCCGUGCGAUGCAGCGGAAAAUAUUUAUGUAUGUUUUAGGGUUUCCCCUGUCAGGUUUUGUGUACUUUACCAACUGAGGGGAGACCUCGAAACCAUACGUCAGAAGUAACACUGACAAAGAGCACUUUGUGAAAUUCCUGAGCACAUUCAAGUUUACUUUUUGUUGCAAUUUGUGGAGCAAGAAAAUGGGAAAUCGAUUAUCAGAUCUCUUGAGAAAGGUAAUUUCCAAUUGCACUGUACCCCUGUAUAAAAGUUGAGAGGGAGGGAAAAAAAAGCCCUUCAGGUACUGGUUGGUAGGAGGAAAUGUCCUACAAAAGAUGAGCCUCUGCCCAUCUAGCGCCCAUACAGGGUUAGCUUAUGAUGAUUCUCUUAAUAAGCAGAUCUCUUUCCAAAACAUACAAGGAAUUGCUUGGUUCAGGCAGCUGCUUUUUAUUGACAGACUUGAUCAUGGCAUUUCAGUCAUGGGGGUUAAGCACAUUAAUACUCUCGUUACUCAGCAUUGUCUAUGGUUUCAAAAACUUCUUUUGCCAAGAGGGAUGAGACAAAAAGCCAGACAGAAAUUUGACUCUGGUUUCCAGAUAUGUUAAAGGCCAGACUACAGAAGCCUCUGUUUACAUGGCAGUUUCUUCUGUGUAAAAUUAACGAAUUAGGGCAGGAUUCCUGAAGGGCUGGGAAGAAGAUGGGGCGGGGGAAUAGCUGGAUCCCCAAAUUCAGUAUGAACACAGCUCCAGUCUUGCUUACUUUUUCUUUGGGAUUUUUUUAAAAAUUCCUGGGUAGGUGAUAAUAUUCUUAUUUACUUUAGAGCCACUCAAGAUCUUACAAAACUAGAGCUGUAAUUUCUGCCUUUUAUACCAGCCCUGGAAGGGUUAUUCAGGAGCCUGCGGGGACAUGGGACAUGUCACCUGUUGAGGUAGAAAUGUCUCAGCUAAAUCCCAAAUCCUGGGGGAAGGGCAGGAACAGAAAUGGGAGACAGCUAUAAAAUUGCCAGCCUGGCAAAGUCAAGUUUGUUUAAAAGAGGCCGACACUCUGAUGUGCUGCUUUUUUCGUCAUGCCUGUUGAUGUAAAGAGUGAGAGAGCAGAAGCUUACAGCCACUAAGGUGUUCCAGUAAACCAGUUCCAGCCUUGCAGUUCUUGCAGUGUGCAACACACACACACUUUGUUGGGGUUAAAGGCCUGGUUCUUGGAUGCUACUGCUAAAUCCAUAUCGUUUGUUCAGCCUUUAUUGACAAAUGGUAAGACUGCCUUAGAACUAUGAAAUAAAACGCAGUUUCUCCAGUGUUGGAAAA
This is a messenger RNA of Sus scrofa (pig), 2316 nucleotides long. RefSeq names its product phosphatidylinositol glycan anchor biosynthesis class H (gene PIGH). The record is from RefSeq and is a predicted model, not a curated record. Gene Ontology annotation, cellular component: glycosylphosphatidylinositol-N-acetylglucosaminyltransferase (GPI-GnT) complex. NCBI's taxonomy places the organism in Eukaryota, Metazoa, Chordata, Mammalia, Artiodactyla, Suidae. Gene Ontology annotation, biological process: GPI anchor biosynthetic process.